AUGGGGGUUUCUCACGCUGGGGAUGUCCACAGCAAAUUCUUUCUUUUCCGGAAAGAUUCGGAACGUCGAGACACGUUAGCGACCAUAAUGUCGGAAUAUCAGGAUCAGAUCGUCGAUCUGUGGCACGGCAGUCUGAGCAACGAUAUGUCCGUCAUAACAAAGAAAAUUCUUCGCUCUCUUUUGGUCGCAUUGCAGCAUUAUAUUCUGAACAAGGAUCCGAACAUUGUCCGGAAGGCCAUCAAUUUCGACAUAUCAUCGAUCAGUCACCUACACGUCGCGCUGUACAACUUUCAGGACGCGAUGUAUAAAAUCCUGCACCAACAGAAAAUCAAACCACAUUGGAUGUUUGCUCUAGACAACUUGAUUCGUUCGGCUUUGCAAUGUGCCGUAGGGGUCAUAUCUCCAGAUCUUGCCGCAAACUUGACCGUGCAGAACUCAGAGCAUUCAAACUCUGAAUAUUCGACCGUAAACUCUGUGAAUUCGGUCAAACCGACCGAAUCCGAGGUCAUGCAGUGUACGGCGCUAUCAGCGGCUAAUGCAGAGAUACUGGACGAAUUCAAGACCUUAGUGAAACAGAACAGGCAGCUGUUGGAUGAAAUUUUGCAUACGUACAGAGCAUACCAUGAACUUUUGAUUUCUACGGUUCGUAAUCAGCCGUUGAAGGCUCGCCUCCUUUAUGACAGUAAUGCUACGCUUGGUGGUGAAGAUGCUUGUGAUCUGGUGAUAUCACCCACUUUGAAAAAUGGGAAGAAUGCCGCCGACGAGGAGCUUGUAAAAUGGUUGAGUGACAACGGGUUCGACGACAAUGCAAUUGCGUUGAUUGUCGCUGAAGAAUACACAAAGGUGGAUCUGCUUGAAUAUGUUUCUUCCCGUGAAGAGCUGUUGCGCGUCGGAUUAAAGCCGCUAUUCUUCAGCACUUCCUCGUUCGGGACCUGGUGCCCGGUGGUGCCAUCGCAAUUUGAGGGUGCCGCGCAAAUUCCGAGCUUGAUGACGCUUCCAGACGACAGAAGUUCGGACAGUGUACCUAAGCACCACGAAUACGGCUACUUUCAGAAUGGUGAUUUCGUCCAUUCUUCCAUGUCGUAUGCAGCCUGUCAGAAUUCGCUUAUGCCAGUCCGAUACUUCAGGAUCCAUGUAGUCAUCGAGCACUUUCGAGGUGCUUGA
Soboliphyme baturini is the source of this 1164-nucleotide messenger RNA. The record is from the annotation of a GenBank genome assembly. Lineage: Eukaryota; Metazoa; Nematoda; Enoplea; Dioctophymatida; Soboliphymatidae.